UCAGAGACUUGAGGACACGGGCCCCACAACCAGAUGGUCCGCAGGAGAGCCGCCAGCUCCAGCCGCAGCUCCGGGAGCGGGAGAGCCCCGCCGAGCCGCACGGACUGAGCCGCCCGGGCGGGCAGCGCAGCGGGGCCGUGCCCAGCGCCGGGUUCGGGAGCCCCCCACCCGACGGCGGCUGCUCCAUCCCGUGCUGGGGGGGCCCCCCGCGCCGUCUUCUCCUCCCCGCAUCCCCCUUUGCUUUCAUGCAACGCCUGGUGGCCUGGGACGCAGCAUGCCUCCCCAUCCAGCCGCCCGCCUUUAAAUCCAUGGAAGUGGCUAAUUUCUAUUACGAGGCGGACUGUCUGGCUGCUCUCAACAAGCUGCACCCGCGGGCGGCCGGGGGCCGCUCCAUGACCGAGCUCACCGUAGGGGACCACGAGAGAGCCAUUGACUUCAGCCCCUAUCUGGACCCCUUAGCAGCAUCCCAGCAGCCGGCGCAGCCGCCGCCUCCCGCAGCAGCAGCAGGGGGCAACUUUGAGCCUGCCUGCAGUAGCGGCGGCCAAGAUUUCCUUUCCGAUCUCUUCGCCGAGGACUAUAAAGGCAGCGGCGGAGGCAAGAAGCCCGACUACACCUACAUCAGCCUCGCCCGGCACGGCCACCCGUGCGGCAGCCAGAGCCACAAGCCAGGGGGGCUGCCGGGCUGCUUCCCGCCCCAGAUCGUGGAGACCAAAGUGGAGCCGGUCUUCGAGACCCUGGACUCUUGCAAAGGGCCCCGUAAGGAAGAAGGGGGAGCGGGGCCGGGACCGGGGGGCAUGUCCUCGCCCUACGGCAGCACCGUGCGCUCCUACCUGGGCUACCAGUCCGUGCCGAGCGGCAGCAGCGGGAACCUGUCGACCUCGUCCUCCUCCAGCCCCCCCGGCACCCCAAACCCCUCCGAGUCCUCCAAGUCGGCCGCCGGCGCCGGGGGCUACUCGGGGCCGCCGGCGGGCAAGAACAAGCCCAAGAAGUGCGUGGACAAGCACAGCGACGAGUACAAGCUGCGCCGGGAGCGGAACAACAUCGCGGUGCGCAAGAGCCGCGACAAAGCCAAAAUGCGCAACCUGGAGACUCAGCACAAAGUCUUGGAACUGACGGCCGAGAACGAGAGGCUGCAGAAGAAGGUGGAGCAGCUCUCCCGGGAGCUGAGCACCCUCAGGAACUUGUUCAAACAGCUGCCCGAGCCCCUGCUCGCCUCCUCGCCCCGCUGCUGACCCCCGCGCCGGGCCGCGGGGCGAGCUGAGCGAUGCCCCCCCCCCGCCCUCCUCCUGGGGCCGGGCCGCGUUUUCGGUUUCGCUGGGGGUUUCGUUGUUGUUGUUUGUUGUUGUUUCGGUCUCUAUUUGCUUCCCCCCUGGGGCCAGGGGGCAGCGGGCGGCGCCGGGGGGGCCGCGGCCCCGGGGCUCUGCUGGGCGCUGGGGUUAUUUAAAACGGCGAGAGGAGAGCGAGGGCGAAGUGAUGCAAUCCUUUAAGCAUGGCUGGGAAUGCUGUGUACAUGAUGCAAUCUCGUGUAACUGUCAGUCAUGGAUUGAGUAAUCUGUUAAAGAUGUUCCUACAGUUUUUUUUAUUAUAAAGAAUAAUCUAUUUCUAUAAGAAAAUACAUAUGUAUAUUUUGGGA
This is a messenger RNA of Numida meleagris (helmeted guineafowl), 1633 nucleotides long. It is a transcript of the gene CEBPB, whose product is annotated as CCAAT/enhancer binding protein beta. The transcript has a single exon. NCBI's taxonomy places the organism in Eukaryota, Metazoa, Chordata, Aves, Galliformes, Numididae. The coding region runs from base 246 to 1232 and encodes 328 amino acids. Gene Ontology annotation, molecular function: DNA-binding transcription factor activity, RNA polymerase II-specific; RNA polymerase II cis-regulatory region sequence-specific DNA binding. Gene Ontology annotation, biological process: regulation of cell differentiation; regulation of transcription by RNA polymerase II; DNA-templated transcription. The record is from RefSeq and is a predicted model, not a curated record.